AUGCCCACACCAGUUAUCCAACGACUACCAAUGUUUUUCGACGGCAUGGAAAUAACUGAAGCACGGCCUUCGACCACCCAUCCAACGAUUCAGCCCGAGCGCCCAGUUAAACAUUCGACGUCUUUGCCGAUUCAAGCUAGGGCUGUUUCCAAUCCCGCGAUCUUAGCUGUCCCUUCUCCGAUCUUAUCUCCCGCAACGAUUCCGGCAUCACAAGCGCGGGCGAUUGGUAUUCAUACGCGAGGGGAUAUCGCAAGCACAUCGUUCUUCCGUUCUACCACACGACCUAUCCCAGUUAUCAUGGUACCUAGCCGAAGAGCUCCGCUUGUCCCUGCGCCAUCUCGGGUGGGAUUUAUUGUCAUGCAAAGUUUAUCUACUUACAUCGAACUCAGUUAUGCGUGGAAUUGCGACUGGAUCCAUACAAUGCGGCUCGAUCUUAUCGCAACCCGCAGCUUUCUGCCUCCGUUCUCACUCAGAAAUCCAGUGCAAACUCCUCAAGCGGAGACUCGUCUUCGUCCUUGUCCAGUUUUAUCUCGCUUCAACGCCACCACCAUGGAACCCAAGCCACGGGGUCCUCGCAAACCUCUGGCAGCGGCUCCUCUCCAACAGGUGGAUUCGGCGCUCAACACCGCCGACAACCAGCGAAAUACCCGAUUGUUGGGUUAUGUGGGGUCUGUAUACUUGGGCCACUCGAUGGCGGUACAAGAGUUCUAUCCAGACGCCUCCAACCUUGCACAAUUCGAACAGUUUCUGCGUGCUGCGCAGAACUGGCUAAAUGCACGACCCUCGGACUUUCCAACCGUCUCGGAUGCCGUAUAUGAUGUAUUUUUCAGCAGCAUGCAAGACUACAUAUCUCGUUCCGUCACCCAAAUUUGGACGGGAUAUAGGACAUACAUGCAGUCGCACCUUGCCCCAAGACUAAUUGCCGAGGCCGACGUGCACGAGCUUCUCCGAGGUUACCAAGCUUUUGCACAAUACGAUGACAACGAGGAGGAGGAGGAGAAUUUCGAGGAUGUCGAGGAGGAGGAUGGCGAGGGGGAGAUGACAGACGCAGUCCACUCUGGCGGGACAAUUCAUGUUAACCCCCAGGGUCAAGUCCUCGAGGGCGAGCCGCCUAGUGGCCUCAUAAACGAGGAGGCCAAGGAGCACCGGAAGAAAUUCGUACUCCGUCAUCGACCUGAACACGGCGGUUUCACUGGACGUCAUCUUAUCUUUGCCAUCAAGACGCUGCUCAAAUACCGACUCCUUAGCCCAGUGUGCCCGGAAGCAUUCGAAGAAGUUAUACCGCUUCCGGUGAUUGCGCUCAGUGCAGUCAUGCUGAUCCACGUUCUCCAUACCAUUGUCAACCCAGCGGUGCGAUUUGAGACUUCACGCUACAAAAUGAUUUACUAUGUGAUCCUCGAGCUUCUGGAGGAGACUUGGAAUCAUCCAGUUCAUGGGCUAGCUCUACGCCGCCUCAGCGCCAAAUUGGUCAAAGCCCUCGGGAAAAGAAAACAACAAUAG
Molecule: messenger RNA, 1500 nt
Organism: Mycena indigotica
Lineage: Eukaryota; Fungi; Basidiomycota; Agaricomycetes; Agaricales; Mycenaceae
Exons: 7
Coding region: 1-1500 (499 amino acids)
Source: RefSeq, a predicted model, not a curated record